Messenger RNA from Naumovozyma dairenensis CBS 421, 840 nucleotides. RefSeq lists its product as uncharacterized. Gene Ontology annotation, cellular component: extracellular region. The transcript has a single exon. The record is from RefSeq and is a predicted model, not a curated record. Gene Ontology annotation, biological process: (1->6)-beta-D-glucan biosynthetic process; cell wall biogenesis; fungal-type cell wall organization. Lineage: Eukaryota; Fungi; Ascomycota; Saccharomycetes; Saccharomycetales; Saccharomycetaceae. The coding region runs from base 1 to 840 and encodes 279 amino acids.
AUGAUAGUCCUGUAUUACAUUCUUUUACAAUUAUUACUCUUUAUCACAACAACAACAUGGGCAGAUAUAAUUAUACUUGAACCUAAGCAAAAUGCAGUUCUGAAUUUUGGUAAAGCCAAGACUAAAGAUCUAUCAAUUAAAUGGACGCAUUCUGAAGAAUGGCCAAAGCAAGAAGAAAUAAUUAAAUAUACAUUCAUCUUAUGUGCCGGUCCUAAUACACAAAUUCAAGCAAUUGCUACAUUAGAUACAUUAUAUCCUGAACAGAUAACUCAAUCACCGCCACCUAAUGGUCACCAAUUCCAAGUAAAAUUAAAAUUAAACAAUAUGAUGAGUGUAUCAGGAUAUUAUUACGUUCAAAUCUUUGCUCAAACAGUUGAAGGUUAUACGAUUCAUUACACUCAUCCAUUUUAUAUUAAAGGGAUGAAAAACGUGGUUAAUAAAUUACCAUUUGAUAAAGAUGUUAAAUAUCCUGAACCGCCAGCUGAACAUAAGACGACGUUAGUAGAACCUCAAGCUCCACAAGAUCCAAUUAAUUUAGGAAAGAUUCCAUAUCAUAAACAAACGGGGUUAAUUAAAUAUGCACCAGUACAAACACAACCAAAGACUUUUAUAAAUGUUAAGAAAUCAUGGGUUUUGAAGAAUCCCAAGACUAUAGUGACAAUGUUUGUAUCACCAAGGAGUAGUAUUGAUAUGGUUACUACAGUGACACCUGGUUGGAAUUAUAUCAUUAAUAAUCAAUAUAAUUUGGCAAAACCUGCUAAAUUUCCUAGUGAGAACGGUGGGUGGUAUAGUAGAAUAAUUACAGCACAUCCAAGGAAAGUUAAUCGUCAGAAUAAGUGA